CCCAGCACUCCUUUCCGCCACAACAGAGCUGCGGAGUUUUCCACAGUUUCCUUCCUUCCAUCAUCCGAUGUCGGAGCCCGUCUCCGAACGCUUUGGCCGGUUGUGCUGCAACAGGCGCGCGCGGCCGGCACCUGCCGCGGCGCCUGAGCCAGCGCCGAUAGAACCCGACAAGGCUGAGGAGGCGUCGGCUGAGGUUGACAGCGCGUCGGAUGCCAGCAAGGAUCCACCAGAGCAGCCCACCAUGGUGGACCGACCCAGGAGGACCGAGGCCGAGACGCCGGACGAAACGGGCAGCAGCGGGUACUUCUCAAACUCCAACAGCUCGAGAAGCGACAGCGAGGCCAGCGAUGCGUGCUUCUGGAAGCCGCAACGCUUGCAGAGCGACUCCUCCGCGGCCUCUGCCACCAGCUCGGAGUUCCGGCAGGCCGAAGCCCAGCGUGCGGAGCUUGAGAAGCUGAUGGCGCAGGUACCUACCACAGAGACAGGGAAACCUAUGUCCUUGGGAAGUAUCAAUCACCCCAGCGCCUGCUCGCCGUGCAUGUUUUUCACCAAGCCUUCCGGGUGCAUCCGAGGCGUACAGUGCGAGUUCUGCCAUUUUCCCCAUGCCACGGUCCGGAAACACAUGACAUCCAACAUCCGCACCGGGUCCCUGGGCAAUUCCUCGCGGGCCUAAGCCCCCUGAGGUUGACCAGCGUUCAAGAUUGCUUCGACCCGCGCGGGGUUUUUCUCGUUCUUUUCAGGAAGCUGGGAUUGGCCAAGCUUUUCCUUGACA
This is a messenger RNA of Effrenium voratum, 772 nucleotides long. NCBI's taxonomy places the organism in Eukaryota, Dinophyceae, Suessiales, Symbiodiniaceae. The record is from the annotation of a GenBank genome assembly.